Messenger RNA from Colletotrichum navitas, 1549 nucleotides. RefSeq lists its product as uncharacterized. NCBI's taxonomy places the organism in Eukaryota, Fungi, Ascomycota, Sordariomycetes, Glomerellales, Glomerellaceae. The coding region runs from base 311 to 1396 and encodes 361 amino acids. The transcript is spliced from 4 exons. The record is from RefSeq and is a predicted model, not a curated record.
CUAGUUGACGCCAACCCGUGAGCCGCCUCUCUCAUCAGGCGAUGGGGAUCCCGAGCCCACUCGAUGAACCGGAUAGGCUUUUUGCCCGGCUUUGCUUUGUGAGAUGCUCGGCGGGGCGCUCAAAUCGAGUACGGGCUAAUACUCCCCAAGUGAGGGCAUGAUACGAGGUGAUGAUCGUUCGACUGGAUCAAGAUAUAAAGUCUUCUCAUUGCCCUCUUUCUUAUAGAGCUGGUCUUUGAUCAUCAUCCCACUCAUCAUCAUCAUCAGCUCCACCAUAUUGACUAUUCGUCUCCCAUCUUUAACCUUCAACAUGCGUUCCGCUCUCAUUCUUGCGGCCGUCGCCGGCUUUACCACCGCCAACCCGGUUACUCCUCGUAGCACAACACCUCAGGGCGGCAUUGACCUGAGCGUCUUCGAUGCUGAGACCAAGCCGACCAAGGUCGGCCCGGCCGUCGGUGCCACCUCCGAGAAGCCAACCUACAACGCGGCACAGGCACAAGCCGCUGCCGCCCAAGACGCGGUUGAGAACCCCGUCGCAGCUGCAAAGCCGAGCGUGAAGGCUCGCGAUUCGACCUGCACCGGCUCCAACCAAGAGCCCGACGGCUAUGGUCCUGUGCCCUCGCCCGACACCUACAGUUCCUUCAUGUCGUCGGCUGAGCUCAGCAACGUUGCCAGCGCAGCGGUGGUUCCUCAGGGAUAUAGCUCGGCCUUCAACGGACUGCAAGCCUCCGUCUCUGGCCCGUCAUACCAGGGUCUCUACACCCUGCGGACGUACGACCCCAUCCAGUGCCAACAGUACUGCGACGCCGCUCCUGCAUGCUACAGCUUCAACCUGUUCAUUGAGAGAGACCCCAAGUUCACCCCGAGUGACACCUGCGUCGACCCGGCGAGCAUGACCAACUACAAGUGCACGCUCUGGGGUGCCCAGCUGUCCGGGGGGGACGCUGCCACGAACCAGGGCCAGUGGAGAUACCAGUUCCAAGUCGGCAUCACUGGAUCCAACGGCUACAACAAGAACGCACCCCCGCCCCCGAGCCCCGGCUUCGACGGUCCGAUUGCUUUCGGUGGCGCCACCCAGGCCCCCAACUCAUACAUGGGCUCCAAGUACUACCCCGGCCCCUAUGACCCCAGCCAGUGUGCCAGCGCUUGCCUGGCAACCACCCAGUACGACCACGACCACCCGAACGCCGACGGCACCUACGACGCCUGCAACUUCUUCAACGCCUACGUCCUCAGCGAGAACAACGUCCCCCAGGGAACCUACUGCUCCAUGUACACCAAGCCUUGGGACAAGAGCUACAGCACCAACUACGGACAAUGGAGGGGCAGCGACUACUACUCAGUCUCGCAGAGCUACGGCUACACGCUCACGGCCCAGGACUCGGGCAAGAUCUAAGACGAGUUGCCACUCGUCCAAGGGCCUGGACCGCGUGGUCCGCCCGGCGCCGUCCGGGUGUGAUCCCCGCCUCCCUCCCGCGCCCUCCGAGAUGUGUCUGAGCGGGAGAAGCCGAAGGGCUGUAUCCGAGGACAGUGGCACGCGCCCACCGCC